GAUGGAUAGUAAUAUCCACCUGGGUAGUCUGAUAAGCCGACACGAUGAUGAAGCCACAAGAACAUCUACCUCGGAAGGACUGGAGGAGGGUGAAGUGGAGGGGGAGACGCUCCUGAUCGUAGAGUCGGAAGACCAGGCAUCGGUGGACUUAUCUCAUGAUCAGAGCGGGGAUUCCCUCAACAGUGAUGAAGGAGACAUGUCCUGGAUGGAGGAACAGCUGUCCUUCUUCUGUGACAAGUGCCAAAAGUGGAUCCCGGCCAGUCAGCUGAGGGAACAGAUCAGUUACCUUAAGGGUGAUAACUUUUUUAGGUUUACUUGUUCCGAUUGUUCCGAAGGUGGCAAGGAGCAGUACGAAAGGCUGAAGCUAACAUGGCAGCAGAACAGAACAGGCACACACACGGGGAAGAGGAAGACAGAUGAAAGAGACAGAUGCAUCUACAAGCUCGGGAGUACCAAGGAGUGCUGUCAGGUUGUCAUGUUGGCAAUGUACAACUUAUCUCUGGAAGGAAGUGGACGCCAAGGUUACUUCAGAUGGAAAGAAGAUAUCUGUGCUUUUAUUGAGAAACAUUGGACUUUUUUACUAGGGAAUAGGAAAAAGACUUCAACCUGGUGGAGCACAGUAGCGGGUUGCCUCAGUGUGGGAAGUCCCAUGUACUUCCGUUCAGGUGCGCAGGAAUUUGGAGAACCAGGAUGGUGGAAACUUGUCCACAACAAGCCCCCCACAAUGAAACCCGAAGCAGAGAAGCUGUCUGCCUCUACUCUGAAAGUAAAAGCCUCAAAACCAACUUUAGAUCCCAUCAUUACUGUCGAGGGACUUAGGAAACGGGUAAGUCGGAAUCCUGUGGAAUCUGCCAUGGAAUUAAAAGAGAAAAGGUCUCGUACUCAGGAAGCAAAAGACAUUAGAAGAGCCCAGAAGGAGGCAGCGGGCUUCCUUGACAGAAGCACUUCUUCUACCCCUGUCAAGUUCAUCAGCCGAGGCCGCAGACCAGAUGUGAUUCUGGAAAAAGGAGAAGUGAUUGACUUCUCCUCCUUGAGCUCCUCUGAUCGCACUCCCCUGACAAGCCCGUCUCCUUCUCCUUCUCUGGAUUUCUCUGCCCCUGGAACACCCGCCUCUCAUUCAGCCACUCCUAGCUUGCUGUCAGAGGCAGAUCUCAUUCCAGAUGUGAUGCCCCCACAAGCCCUGUUUCAUGAUGAUGAUGAGAUGGAAGGUGAUGGAGUCAUAGACCCAGGAAUGGAGUAUGUCCCACCCCCUGCCGGGUCAGCAGCUUCUGGGACAGUGGUCGGGGGCAGAAAGAAGGUCAGAGCACCUGAACAGAUAAAGCAGGAGGUAGAGAGUGAGGAGGAAAAACCUGACAGGAUGGACAUUGACAGCGAAGAUACGGAUUCCAACACAUCUUUGCAAACAAGGACUCGAGAAAAGAGGAAGCCUCAACUGGAGAAGGACACGAGACCCAAAGGUCCCAAGUAUACACCUGUGAGCAUCUAUGAGGAAAAGCUGCUUCUGAAGAGGCUGGAAGCUUGUCCCAGUGCUGUUGCUAUGACACCAGAAGCUCGGAGACUGAAGCGGAAAUUGCUCGUCAGACAAGCAAAAAGAGAUAGGGGAUUACCGCUUUUUGACUUGGACCAGGUUGUUAAUGCCGCUCUUCUGUUAGUUGACGGGAUUUAUGGAGCCAAAGAAGGAGGUGUCUCUAGGCUCCCAGCUGGCCAUGCCACGUACAGAACAACCUGCCAGGACUUCAGAAUCCUUGACCGAUACCAGACUGCCUUGCCAUCCAGGAGAGGAUUUCGGCACCAGACCACUAAAUUCUUGUAUCGUUUGGUGGGGUCAGAAGACAUGGCUGUGGACCAGAGUAUCGUCAGUCCUUACACUUCUCGGAUCUUGAAGCCUUAUAUCAGGCGUGACUAUGAAACAAAGCCACCCAAACUACAGCUCCUGUCACAGAUUCGCUCCCACCUGCACAGGAGUGACCUUCACUGGACACCUGAGCCCGACGCGCCUCUUGAUUACUGCUAUGUUCGGCCAAACCACAUCCCAACGAUAAACUCUAUGUGUCAUGAGUUUUUCUGGCCAGGCAUCGACCUGUCUGAGUGCCUACAGUAUCCAGACUUUAGUGUGGUCGUCCUUUAUAAAAAAGUCAUCAUUGCCUUUGGCUUCAUGGUUCCCGAUGUGAAAUACAAUGAAGCUUACAUUUCCUUUCUGUUUGUGCAUCCUGAAUGGAGAAGAGCAGGCAUUGCGACUUUCAUGAUUUACCAUCUGAUUCAGACCUGCAUGGGCAAGGAUGUGACCCUUCACGUCUCAGCAAGCAACCCUGCAAUGCUGCUCUACCAGAAAUUUGGAUUCAAGACGGAAGAAUAUGUCUUAGAUUUUUACGAUAAAUAUUACCCCCUGGAGAGUAAGGAGUGUAAACAUGCAUUCUUUCUGAGGCUCCGUCGCUGACGGGAGUACGGCUCUUCACAGAGAGAUGCAUCUGCUGUGAGAGGAGCGUCUGUAUAGAGGCAGCUCUUCCUUUCAUUGUGGGUACCCAUCCUGGCUGCAGUUAGACUUCAUUCAGACCUCUGAACUGAGGUGAGAAGGGUGGUGGGCGGGGAAGCAGUAGGAGCAGGCCUGCAGCAGAGUAACUCUCCAGUCCUCUGUUUCAUCCGGUGUCUUAGGACUCUGUAUGGAAAAAUGGGCUCCUGGCUUCACAAGGAGUCGUUAUCAGCGUCAGCAGCCUGAGGCUGAAUGCUGUGUAGGGGGCAGGUGUCAGACAUGCAUCCUCCCUCCAGCGCCUUUACCUAUUCUGACACCAGCCGUUCCUCCCAGGCACUCUCUACUUCUCUGCCAGGUUCGAUAAUUCCUUACAAUGGCCACACAGAAUUCGCAGACCAUACUUACAAUUAAGGGAUUUAUUAAGGAAGUAACAGGUUUACAAUUCAGGAUACAGUUUUAUCCGGACAUCCUUUUCUCCGCCAUGCCCACAGGCAGGCCUCUCUCUGGCCCUCGGCCCCUCGGCCCUCCCUAUGCCCAUGCCGUCUCCUGCUGGUCUGGUUGCAUCCAUAAGCAAAGUCCAGGUUGCAGCAGUCUACACCUGCUCACCAUGUGAAACAUCUUUCCCUUCAUUUGGUCAGGUUCUGGUCAGCUUAUCUCUAGCCCCUGUGGGCUAGGUCACUGGGUACCAGCCGUAGGCUCACGAGUCCAUACACCUUCCUGCACUUCAGAUCAGCCAGCACCUUCUCUCUCUCACCCCAGCCUCUGUGGGCUAGGUCAGGGGGCACCACCCACAGGCUCAGAAGUUCACACAACUCGCUGCACUUCAGACCAGCCAGUACUUUCUCACUUUCUGUCACCCCUAGCCUCUUUGGGCUAGGUCAGUGGGUGCCAAUGGGACAUGUCCAAGCUCAGCCGUCUUUGCAUUGCUGUACCUCCCCCACUUCCACUCAUCUAGUGGACCCAGGUUGUCACCAUAAGUGAACAUACCAGGCUGUCUACUCACCAGCUCCCUUUAACUUCCAGUCCUAGAAGUGCGUUCUUCUGGUGCACACAGACUUUUCCUGCUUCCAUGUACCCAAAGGCAAACUACUUGCUCAAAGUUAAAAAAGCAAAACAGUAAUUUUUUUUUUCCUUGCACAUCCUUCCUUCAAAUGCAGAUUUCCUCCUCUCCCAGCAGGGUAGGUCUGCAUGUCUUUUCAAUGCAAAUUUCCAAGGUGGGGCUCUGGUUUUCAAAUCAACAGCCUGUAUUUCUUCCUAGCUCCCCUUUGAGCAUAUCCAGUCAAGUAUUAGCAGAAGGCAGAGUAAUCCGUUAUUGUUGUUAGGUGUCAUCUAGCGGUUCCAACUCACAGUGACCCUACAUACAAAAGAAGGAAACACUGCCCAGGCAUGCACCACCCUCACAGUUGUUGCUGUGCUUGAGCCCAUUGUUGUAGCCACUGUGUCAGUGUUUCUCGUUGAGGAUCGUCCUCUUUGUCACUGAUCCACUACUUUACCAAGCAUGAUGUCCUUCUCUAGGGAUUGGUCCCUCCUGAUAACAUGUCCAAAGUACAUGAGAUGAAGUCAUGCCAUCCUCGCUUCUAAGGAACAUUUUGAGUGUACUUCUUCCAAGACAAAUUUGUUCAUUCUUCUGGCAGUCCAUGGUAUAUUCAGUAUUCUUCACCAACACCAUAGUUCAAAGGCAUCGAUUCUUCUUUGGUCUUCCUUAUUCAUUGUUCAGCUUUCGCAUGCAUAUGAGGCAGUUGAAAACACCAUGGCUUGGGUCAGACACACCUUAGUCCUCAAAGUGACAUCUGUGAUUUUUAACACUUUAAAGAGGUCUUUUGCAGCAGAAUUGCCUGAUGUAGUACAUCGUUUGAUUUCUUAACUGCUGCUUCUGUGGGAAUUGAUUGUGGAUCCAAGUAAAAUGAAAUUUUUGGCAACUUCAGUCUUUUCUCUGUUUAUCAUGACAUUGCUUUUUGGUCCAGUUGUGAGGGUUUUUGUUUUCUUUAUGUUGAGGUGUAAUCCACACUGUAGUCUUUGAUCUUCGUAAGUGCUUUAAAUCCUCUUCACUUUCAGCAAGUAGGAUUGUGUCAUCUGCUUAUCACGGGUUGUUAAUGAGCCUUCCUCAUAGAUUUAGGUCUGUUUUAUAGCGCUAGGUAGGAGAAAUAUUCAGUAAACACAGUUCUUUUUUAAAACAUUGCAGUUUCAUCUUCUCCACACCUUGACUAUCUACCCAUUUGUAUGAUUUGUAUGUAUAUGGCCUUGGGACUCUGGUUUGGUGGAACCAGAGGACUGACCCACUAUCAAUCAUCUUGCUUAACCUGUCCAGCUUUUGCCCCAAGCCACUCUCCCCUCAGCUUUAGCAUUGCCAUCUCUCACUUUCCAUUUAGCCAUUAAAGAUAACAACAGCCAAAGGAAUCACCCAGGAAUCAAAAGUUUCACUUCCUACACCGCUUUGUUCUUUCUGUUAUAAAGUCCUGCACACCUAUGAGCCUGGAGCCAUUGCAACGAAUCCCUUCCGACACCAACUGUAAAAUGGUGUGGUGGGGGCAUCUGACCUCCUCUGACUUCACAAGGCUGGAAGAGUUAUCAUCAACAUCAACAGCCCAAGGCUGAGGACAGACAUGCUCUCACCCCCACCCUCUCCACCAGUUCUGAUACCUUAGUUAGCUAAAACCCAAUGAUGCAGCAGUUCUUUCACCUGAGAGUUUGUAAAAGAGCAUUUGUUUUGAUAUUUGUGGUGAGAGAGAAUCCAGCUCUCUUAAUCUAAAGAGUAGAAAAUGUGUAGCUGUUAAAGAUUCACGUAGUGGCUAGAGGCACUUGCCUGUAGAAGGUACCCUGUGUCCUGCUGUGAUGAAAGCAGCUCAUGAGAUGAUUAUGUAAAGAGAUUCCAGCCCUGUCCAGCUAUUGGCAGUGUGUUAUCCGUGGAUCUAGGACGAGUUUUAGGGUGUGGAAAUUCUGAUGUCUCUCUUGCUAACUUUGACCAUAGCCAGUGAAAAUAAACCAAACAUUUGUGUCUCUGCA
Loxodonta africana (African savanna elephant) is the source of this 5473-nucleotide messenger RNA. RefSeq names its product lysine acetyltransferase 14 (gene KAT14). Gene Ontology annotation, molecular function: histone acetyltransferase activity. Lineage: Eukaryota; Metazoa; Chordata; Mammalia; Proboscidea; Elephantidae. The transcript is spliced from 11 exons. The record is from RefSeq and is a predicted model, not a curated record. Bases 2 to 2437 code for a protein of 811 amino acids.